AUGGCGCUUAUGCAGAUGGUCGCGGACGCGUACAGCGGCGCACAAGUAGCUUGGCAAGAGGAAAACCGACUGAGAAAGGGAAAGGGAAAGGAAAAUGGAGCAGAUAAUGUACAAGACAGUGGGCCGAAUGAAGCGCAGAAGAGGGUCCUUGAUUGGCUGGUGCACGCGAAUUACCUCCCGCCGUCGUCUUUGACCCCGCCUUGUGUUGAAGAACGCGUGCCUAAGAGCACAGCUGCGAUAGCCUCGUCUCCUCACUCAGGUAGCCGCCAACCUCGGACAGUCUCUCUCCCAUCCCUGUCGCCGAAGAAGAUCUGGACUUCGCUACACGAGCGCCGACGAUCUCUACCGACCUUGGUAGUUUCUCCACCAACCCCAACAGAACCUCUGCCUGUACCUUUUCCGGAAAGGAAGAAGGAGCUUAACCGUCACUCCUGGCACUCGUACUCGCAUCCACACUCGUCCCUUCACGCUGGACUCCAGACGUCACAGUUGACGGACACGAGAACUAGCAACCAAUCGUCUGGUGAGAGCAGAGUGAAUCAGCCGCGUCCAGCUACUCGAAUCGCUGGGUAUCAGGCGAAUUUGCUGGAGCACGACCGCAGGGUAGUGUUGGCAAAGACCGGUGAUAGCCCAAAUCUAGCCCACACUAUCUCGAAGCCUGAGGCAGCAACGAGCCUCGACGUACACCAGCCUCCCACAUUCAUGUCGAUCUCAGCGCAACAAACUGCACAAACCUUCCCAGUACCGUUCCCGCGAUUGUUGCCGCCCAAAGCCCUAAUAUCGCCUCCGCCUUCGCGGUUCAAAGAGAAGCAAAGGCUUCAGGCGGUAGAGAAAGAUGAGGAGAGACCCGUAACCCUUUGGACACUCUUCGCGAUAACCUCUCUAGCUUAUGUGGUCAUCUUCGUCCUGUUGGCGGUGUUCUUCCUUUUCGGACUAUGUAACUUGCUUGGGUCCUCCUCAGGGAGGGAGGAUCAUGAUUGA
Cyclocybe aegerita is the source of this 981-nucleotide messenger RNA. Lineage: Eukaryota; Fungi; Basidiomycota; Agaricomycetes; Agaricales; Hemipholiotaceae. The record is from the annotation of a GenBank genome assembly.